This is a messenger RNA of Coffea arabica (coffee), 744 nucleotides long. The record is from RefSeq and is a predicted model, not a curated record. NCBI's taxonomy places the organism in Eukaryota, Viridiplantae, Streptophyta, Magnoliopsida, Gentianales, Rubiaceae.
AUGGACUCCGGUGGUAGAGGUAGAGGGCGAGGAAGAGGCCCCGAAGGAGGAAAUGAGAACGAGCCAGAUCAGGGGAGAGAGGACUGUGCUUUAGAACGGUUCCAAAAGUUUGCACCUCCGAAAUUUAUAGGUGGACCCAACCCUGACUUAGCGGAGGGUUGGCUGGAUCGUAUAUUGGAUAUAUUUGCCGCGCUUAGGUAUUCAGAGGAGCGGGAGAUAUCUUUUGCUGUACUUCAGUUCAAAGGGGCUGCCCGAGCUUGGUGGAAUGUGAUCAAGGCUAAGUGGGAGUCGGAACAAACCCCCUGGACGUGGGUUAACUUUACUUGGGAAUUUAAUGAGAAAUAUUUAUCUCCCAUUGUGCAAGAGGGAUGUGAGGAUGACUUUAUCCGCCUACACCAAGGGGCAUCUAGUGUGGCGGAAUAUGAAACCCAAUUUACAAAACUCUCUCGCUUUGCUCUAGAUUUGGUGCUAACGGAGCAAAAGCGAAUCUGCCGUUUCGUCCAAGGUUUAAAUGUGGAGAUUCAAGAAGCACUAGCAGCUGCUCAGUUAGACACAUUUAGCCAAGCAUUAGAAAAGGCUCAGAGAAUUGAGACUGCCAGGGGACAAGUCAAAGCCUUCCAUGACCGGAAAAGGAGACCACCUGACUCGAGCAACUUCACGGAUGGACAAAACUCGAGAAACGAGCCACCCUCUAAGAUAGGCCGAAGAACUGGUUGUCCACGAGAUAAUGUGGAAAAAGGUUAG